AUGUUACCAAUAAAAAUAUAUGAAACAAGAUACAAUGUCACGAAUUUUAAAAACUCUUCUAUCUGCAACUUGGUUAAUCUUUCCAUCCUUGAUUUAUCUUAUAACAAGUUUAAUGGAGAAGUUCCUCAUUGCUUGGGCAAUACUAGUACUCAAUUAGCUGUAUUGAAUCUCCAAUCAAAUAAUUUCAAGGGCAUCAUUCCAUCAGCAUUAUUUUCUAUUUGUGAUUCAUUGGAAUAUGUAGAUUUCACUGACAAUCAGUUAGAAGGAGCUAUACCUAGGUCUUUAUCUAAAUGUAGAAACCUGAAAGUCCUAAAUUUGAGGAACAACAAAUUCAAAGAUAUAUUCCCAUAUUGGUUAGGUAGCCUUCUGUCUUUAGAGGUUCUCAGCAUACCCUUUAAUAAAUUUCAUGGUGAUAUAACCAACAAUUUAUCAAAGAUUACAACAUCUCCUUUUUCAAAUCUACAAAUUCUCGACCUUUCAAACAAUAAUUUCUGUGGUAAGUUGCCAUUCAUGUACAUUAAACAAUUUCGUUCCAUGAUGGAUAACAACAUGUCUACUAUAGGAAGUCCAAGCUACUUAGAAAAUGAAUCUAGUGUUUAUAUCUAUAUGUACUCCAUCAAGAUGACAGUAAAGGGGAAGCAACAAGAUUAUAAGAAGAUAAUUACUUCUAUGUCAACAUUUGAUAUGUCUAAUAAUCACUUUGAAGGAGAGAUUCCAAAUUCUAUAGGGAUGUUGCGAGCACUUCGAAAUCUUAAUCUCUCGCAUAACCUACUUACCGGAAACAUCCCUCCAUUCAUCGGGAACUUAUCAUUGUUGGACGGUUUAGACCUAUCAUCAAAUAGGCUUAUCGGUGAAAUCCCUCAAGAACUUGUUAGUUUAACAUUUCUCGGGGUUUUUAAUGUUUCAUAUAAUCAACUGGAAGGGCCUAUACCCCAUGGUAAUAAUUUUAAUACCUUCUCAUCUGAUUCGUACGUGGGCAAUUUUGAAUUGUGUGGAGCACCAUUACAUGAAUGCAAAAACAAUACUGUUGUGCAAUCUUUGAACAAUAAUAAUGUGGAAGAAAAAACAGAAUUAUCGAUGUGGGAAGUUGUAGUGAUUGGAUUUGGAAGUGGUACAAUAGUUGGUUUGGCUUGGGGGUACUACAUAUUGUCAGUGGGGAAGCCUUUUUGGCUUUUUAAAUUGUUGAACAAGAUGGAAUGGGCUUUACUUGAUUAUCAUGACCACCAUUUCAGUAGAAGAAGAUACAAUGUCACGAAUUUUAAAAACUCUUCUAUCUGCAACUUGUUUAUCUCUUUGCUCUUUGCAUUGGUUGUUUCUCAGAUGAAGGAUGAUCCCACAUUGGGUAACAGGGCCGUCUUGGAUAUUUUAGGGGCCCUUAGCGAAAAAUGA
Molecule: messenger RNA, 1389 nt
Organism: Amaranthus tricolor (Joseph's coat)
Lineage: Eukaryota; Viridiplantae; Streptophyta; Magnoliopsida; Caryophyllales; Amaranthaceae
Product: receptor like protein 23-like
Exons: 4
Coding region: 1-1389 (462 amino acids)
Molecular function (GO): protein binding
Source: RefSeq, a predicted model, not a curated record